UUAGUACGAGUACGACGAGUGAGCUCGCGUCGUCGGGUUGCGCGCUCGAAUUUUAGCGAUUUCGUUUGGCGCUGAAUUGUACGCGAUAACGCGGAAUGUCGAAGUGAGGGUGCCGUCCUGACGGCCGACUCGCGUGCGCGAAUUUUGAAAGCGAGGACGACGGAGACGUUCCGUUAACUUUUUCGUCAACCGCUACGAUCGCGCGCGCAGUCGAAGUACUUCGUUUCCACGAAGAAGAGGAAUAUACGUCGUUGAUUUUGGAUAAAUCCGUACCGGGUAUCAGCUGGCGUGAUACGUGGCCGCGUCGUCGGCACGGUUUCCUCGUUCGGGAUCGUCGACUUUUCCAACGGUGGAAGCGAGCGAGAAAGAGGAGGAGAGUUGGAGGGAUGUGAAUUCGGGUGACGCUCCCAACGACGCGUAUUCAACAAGGCCACGUGGACGACGUCGGUAGCCAGGAAAAAUAUGUGCCAGUAUGUCCGAGGACGAUACGCAGGAAGCAGUCAGCGAGGAGACCGGCAGACAGGGGUCCCUCUACGUGUUCCCGAGUGCAGGCCGUCCCAGCUCUGUGACAUCUUCAUUGUCGUCGUCGACGACGACGACGGCGACGAUCCAGUCGUCCUUCCUCCACAGUGGCUCGACGGACACCUCGACUUCGACGAGCACGACGAUGACGAGCAGCAGCUUGACCACCGCAUUAACAAAGGCCGACAAUGGCGACGAAGACGAGGACGCCGUGGUGGAGGUGACAUCGCCCGGCAGGAGACGGCCGUUCCCGAAGACGCACGCAAGAUCGGCCAGCCACGGUGGCGUCUUGGCGGACUGCGCGACAGGAUGGCACGGAUCCUUCCUGGGCCCGCUGACGACGUUGAGCGGCGGAAGCGCUCGGCCGUCGGCGUUGAAGAAGCCGGGUCACCAGAGAGCCUUCAGCCAGGGUCAGGUGGCGGACGUACAAUCCGUAACGGGACACAACCGCGUCGGCUCCAGAACGGACUUCAUCCUGCCGCCGGGUCACAGGGAGGACGGCGGCAGGCCGUCCGGCAGGAUGCCUUCUUUUCGGGGCCAUUCGCGCCAAGCGUCCAGAUCGGAGUCUAUAUAUACGAUAAGACGUAGCGUCGCGCCCCCCUGGUGGAGAAGGAUAUGGGCCCACUGUUUCGGUCCACUGCCAGAAGAGCCUCGUUUAAGGACAAUAGUUCCGAAUCACUUGCUUUUCCCAGCGAGUCAGCAUCCUAACGGCGGAAGGGUGGACAACAGAGUGCGCACAACCAAGUACACGGCGCUGAGCUUCCUACCUCGCAACUUGCUGGAGCAAUUCCACCGCGUGGCCAAUUUGUACUUCAUAUUCAUCGUGCUGCUCAAUUGGGUGCCGGCUAUAAACGCCUUCGGCAAGGAGGUCGCUAUGAUCCCGGUGGUCUUCGUUUUGGGUGUCACCGCGCUCAAGGACUUCUUCGAGGACCGUCGGCGUCUCGCCAGUGACCGGCGUGUGAAUAAUUCCACCUGCCGAGUCUACGUUAGCGAAGGCGACAGAUACGUGAAGGUAGCGUGGAAAGAUGUCAAGGUGGGUGACCUGGUCCAUCUCUCGAACAACGAACUGGUACCAGCCGAUCUCUUGCUUCUGCGAAGCAGUGAUCCUCAAGGAUUAGCUUAUCUCGAUACGUGCAAUCUCGACGGCGAGUCGAAUCUGAAGCAGCGCCAAGUUGUCAGAGGUUUCCUCGAUCUGCAGGAUACCUUUCAGCCGUCCAAGUUCCGAUCGGUGAUCGAGGUCGAUCAGCCAAGUACUAGAAUAUAUAGAUUUCACGGCGCCGUUGUACACCCGAACGGCGGCAGGGUGCCCGUGUCCACGGAGAAUCUCUUGCUCAGGGAAUGCGUCUUGAAGAACACCGACUUCGUCGAGGGUAUAGUCAUAUACGCUGGUCACGAGACCAAGGCAUUACUGAAUAACGGCGGACCAAGGUACAAGCGUUCUCGUCUGGAGAAACACAUGAACCGGGACGUGAAGUGGUGCGUGGUGAUAUUGAUGGUGCUAUGCCUGAUCGGCGCAUGCUGCUGCCGAUUAUGGUUGGCUACGUACGAGGACACCGGGCCGAUACCGUUUCUGCCGGUGCCGCACGAGCCGCUCUACGAGAGCAUGCUGACCUUCUGGACCUACAUCAUAAUAUUUCAAGUGAUGAUACCGCUCAGCCUGUACGUGACGAUCGAGAUGGCCAAGGUGGGGCAAGUGUAUCACAUCGGCCACGACCCGGGCCUCCACGACGCGGAAACCGGCCGUAAGGCCGAAUGCCGUGCGCUGAAUAUCACGGAGGAACUAGGCCAAGUACAGUACGUCUUUUCUGACAAGACCGGCACCCUCACAGAAAACAAAAUGCUAUUUAGGAGAUGCGCGGUGGGCGGCCAGGAUUAUUCACACAUGGGCGACAACGAGAAUCUCAUUCCGUGCUCGCGGCUUAAGGAGGACUUGCUCAUAGGUACAUUUCGACAUCGCUUACAGGAGUUUCUUAUUGUCUUAGCCACGUGUAACACGGUUGUCGUUAAUUCUCAACCGCAUCACGAUAUUAUGAACUCUAGCGGGGUCAUCGAGGAACCUCAGAAAAACGGCACUGGCCCGACGAGAACGACGGAAUUCCCGACCGCCGCUUCGCCGCCGAUACCGAUGUCGCCGAACAACGGGGCCGUUCCCCCCACGUUGUCCCCGAUCAGCACGGCGAACACGUUCGACGACACGUCCAGGUUUCCGUUCAAACUCACCAGGCCAAAGUUGCUGAACGUAACGUCGAUACCGAGCCUGUUGGGCGGGCGCAAACAGUCGCCGGACGGCUCGAAGAGUCCGAUGGACGCGAGGAACGGCGAGCUGCUGCCGCCGGCGAUCUACGAGGCAGAGAGCCCGGACGAGCUGGCGCUCGUGCACGCGGCGCGCGCCUACGACGUCAAGCUGCUGAAACGUACGCCCCGCAGCUCGAUCGUCUCCCUACCGGACAAGUCCGUGUUGGCCUUCGAGAUACUGCACGUGUUGCCGUUCGACUCGAACAGGAAGCGCAUGUCGGUGCUUCUGAGGCAUCCGCAUACUCGCGAGAUCGUGCUGUACAGCAAGGGCGCCGACACGACGAUGCUGCCGUCGUUGUCGGCGAACGACGAGAACGCCGUCGCCGCGGCCAACAUCCGGCAGUAUCUGCAGUCGUACGCUCGUCAGGGGCUGCGCACCUUGGUGAUGGCGCGGCGAACGCUGAACGAACAGGAGUACGAUGCGUGGCGGCAGAAGCACAACGAGGCGGAGCUGGCGACGGAUAACCGCGAGCGUCGCGUACGCGACUCGUACGCGAGCCUGGAGUCGCACUUGACGCUCCUCGGGACGACCGGCAUCGAGGACAAGCUGCAGGCGGCCGUGUCCGAGACAAUGGCCGCCCUCAUCGGCGCCGGGAUCGUGGUGUGGGUUCUCACAGGUGACAAACCAGAGACCGCGGUGAAUGUGGCAUAUUCGGCGCGGCUCUUCUCGCCGGCUAUGCAGCUGCUGCAUCUACAGGCGAAGUCCAAAUCCGUGGCCGAGACGCUGAUACGGAGCUACCUGGAGUCGGCGCGCAGGGAGAGCGUGAACAACGCGGCACAGCAGCGGCAAGAAUCGACGCAUCCCGCGGACGCGCACAGGAUAGGCAGCCCACGGCAACGCGCCCUCGUCGUCGACGGCAAGACGUUGACCGUGAUCCUCGAUCUGCGAUCGGGCCUCAUCGGCCCGUUCCUGGAACUCACGAAAACAUGCUCCAGCGUUUUAGCCUGCCGUGCCACGCCGUUGCAAAAGGCGUACCUAGUCCGCAUCGUGAAAAAGCAAUUAGGGAUGAGAACGUUAGCGAUCGGCGAUGGUGCGAACGACGUUAGCAUGAUACAAACCGCUGACGUUGGCGUGGGCAUCUCGGGUCAAGAAGGCACGCAGGCGGUGAUGGCAGCGGAUUUCGCGAUUUCUCGUUUCUCCAUGCUCAGCCGGCUCCUUCUUGUGCACGGACAUUGGUGUUACGAUCGUCUCGCCAGAAUGAUUUUGUACUUCUUUUACAAGAACACCACCUUCGUCUUCCUCAUAUUCUGGUUCCAGUUUUACUGUGGCUUCUCCGGUGCUGUAAUGAUGGACCAAAUAUACGUAAUGCUGUACAACUUACUGUUCACCUCGCUGCCGCCCUUAGCUCUGGGCAUUUACGAUCGGAUCGCCACGCUUCAUGUACUUCUCUCAGCACCAGAAUUGUACAAAAGAGGACGCUUAGGGCUGGUCUAUCAGUCGUAUUCCUUCUGGAUUACGAUCAUCGACGCUCUGUACCAAAGUAUCGUCAUCUUUUUCAUCAGCGAAGCGGUUUAUCAUGACUCGACCAUCGAUAUAUGGGAGUUUGGUACGACUAUUAUGACGGAAUGCAUCGUUGUCAUGUUGCUUCAUGCUGCCAUAGAAACUAGAUCUUGGACUAUAAUUCAUAUUGGUGCCAUCAUGGGUUCCUUGGGUGUGUUCUUCGGAUUUUGCCUAUUUUAUAACGCCGUUUGCGUGAAUUGUAUGGGUUUACCCGGAUCCUACUGGAUAAUGGAAAAGGCAUUUGCACGUCACACGUAUUGGCUCACAGUGGUGCUCACGUCGGUCCUCGCGUUAAUGCCAAGAUUAGUAUGCAAGGCUGUCAGCGUUGUCGCGCCGAGCACCAUGCAAAUCGUCUCGCUCAACGUCACCGCGAAGAGCGGCUUGCAAGUUCGCCAACGUAUCAGCCAGAGAGGCGAAAUCAACUUUAUCGCUGGCUGGUCGCGCUCCUCGCAGCACGCUACCAUCAGACCCGACACGUACAGCAGCAAAAGCGAUGCUCUCACGACCAUCGUCGCGUGACACCGCCGCGACGAUCAUCAAGCGUGUCUGCCUCGUUAACUUGAAAAGCCGACCAAGAAAUAGGAAACACCUUUUUCCCUGUCGUGAAUUCUCUACGAAACGUUCUUGCUAAAACCUUCUGACCUCACCGAUGAUCGCCUUCAUCCCUGACGAUCCUUGACAAUCCUACUAUAUCCCCUGAUAUCGAACCAGGAUAGUUACAUAGUAAGUUGACGGUCGGUGCCGAGAAUUCGUCGGCUGUUGCUCCACCGUCAUCGCGUUGUUGUUCUAGAUAUUUCACAAUAACGCUCCUUUAAUUGCCAUUCCCCCUCCCGAGUUUUCGCGGCGCUAAUGAUUUUGAAUCAAGUGGCCUUAUUAUCUCAGAUCGUUCAUUGCAUUUAAUGGCUGUGACUUCUAGGGGACCAAGACUGUUGAUUGAAUCGCAGACGACCGGAGGUUCGCUCGGCGAUGCUCGCGCGAGUGAAAAAUCUACGGUGCGGUUGUCAAACAUUUUUCUCGAUCUAGAUUCGACUUUAUUCGGAAUAUCUACUCGCAACUUCAUUGUUUUCGAGCGGAUUGUGCGGAAGACCAAUGUUAAAAACAAGCGAACGUGUUUACCUUUGAGAAUAGGUGUACGAAGUGUACAUAUAAGAUGUUCCUACGAGAUGCAGCUCGAUCGUCCUGUGAGGUUUUACUAAAACGAUUUUUUUUUCUCUUUUUAUAAUACAUGAGUAAAUUUCCAGCUUAAUGGUAUCGUUAAAUGUUACUCCGUUUGUAAAGCGAAUACUGCAAGAAGCAGGUGCGGUUAUACUUAAGCAGCGAGACUAUAUUGAGUUUCUCCGGUCGAUCUGCGCUCGACGAAACACCUCAUACGAAUAUAAUGUUGUACACAUGCUUUGUUAUAUCUAUUUGUUGUGUUACUACCAUUGUAAUAUCAGAAGAAGAGAGAGGGAGAGAAAUAUUGUGAGAUAUCAAUUUAGAGCUUUUAUCGGACAAUGUAUAUUGAAUAUUAUAUAUUGAUAACACGUUGCAAGUGUCAAUAGUAUUUUGAUAAUGAUCGAAUUAUCCUUGUGUGCGUGUUUGUGAUGUAAGGAGAGUGUUGCGAUAUUAAAACAGAUUAACUUUCCAUGAUUUGCAUGUUGUUUCUGUGGUUGAAAAGUCCGACUUUUCUAUACGAGUUUUGUCCUUACAUAAGCAUCCCUUUUCGAGAAAAAUGCGUUGAAAAUUUUGAGUACAAAAUAAAAGAUAAAGUUUACCUUUAAUUGGUAA
Molecule: messenger RNA, 6085 nt
Organism: Dinoponera quadriceps
Lineage: Eukaryota; Metazoa; Arthropoda; Insecta; Hymenoptera; Formicidae
Product: probable phospholipid-transporting ATPase VD
Exons: 18
Coding region: 473-4837 (1454 amino acids)
Biological process (GO): phospholipid translocation
Cellular component (GO): plasma membrane
Molecular function (GO): ATP hydrolysis activity; magnesium ion binding; ATPase-coupled intramembrane lipid carrier activity
Source: RefSeq, a predicted model, not a curated record